Lobosporangium transversale is the source of this 735-nucleotide messenger RNA. Its product is annotated as biogenesis of lysosome-related organelles complex-1 subunit 2-domain-containing protein. Gene Ontology annotation, biological process: lysosome localization; endosomal transport. Gene Ontology annotation, cellular component: BORC complex; BLOC-1 complex; gamma-tubulin complex. Gene Ontology annotation, molecular function: gamma-tubulin binding. Lineage: Eukaryota; Fungi; Mortierellomycota; Mortierellomycetes; Mortierellales; Mortierellaceae. The record is from RefSeq and is a predicted model, not a curated record. Bases 1 to 735 code for a protein of 244 amino acids. The transcript has 4 exons.
AUGAGCAACUCACAAGCUAUGGACUCAAGGCCACCAAGUAUCCAGCUUGAACCAGCACAUGACACCACAACAGCUACUUCUGGAUCUACAAGUAAUUUCUCCAUCUCACAGACAGUUGGCUCGACCUCUCCUUCAAUAGCUGGCAUUUCACAACUCAUGUCACCACCCACCAAAACCUCUGCAACCAUGGCACUCUCGCCUGAACAGCAUAUCCCUUCCGCCCCCUCUUCCCCUUCUUCCCCUAAUGUGAAGCAGAUGUCCAAAGGCGGUAAAACAAUUUCUGUAUCUCCUACGCCUUCUUCGUCGUCUUCGUCAUUACGAGCGCCAUCGUUACAUUCUUCAGUCUCUCAGCAGUCAAGUACUGCCGCUCAAAGUUUCUCGGCAGCAGAUGCUGCAAGGCAUUUAAGUCAAGAGCAUGUAACGAGGACUAGUCAGGAUAUGUUCAAAAAGAUUGUGGAUUAUGUCAAGAGUGAGAUGCUCACUACGGCCGAAGAUUAUAGGUUAUUGGAGAACAUGAACAUCCUGACGAAAGAACGAUAUAAUGAAUUAGCAGGAGUAGCACAGGAACUGAUGGUGGAGGUUGGCAAGCUCAGGACUACAUAUUCGGAUUUUGAGCCAUAUCUAGCAAGGAUUGACGAGAUCAGUGAACAAGCCGAAAUGAUAAGCAAUAUUGCAAUAGAACUGGAUGAGUAUACAAAGUCAUUAGAAAUGCGGCUUAAACGCGUAACAAAAUAA